Molecule: messenger RNA, 2880 nt
Organism: Colletotrichum tamarilloi
Lineage: Eukaryota; Fungi; Ascomycota; Sordariomycetes; Glomerellales; Glomerellaceae
Exons: 1
Coding region: 1-2880 (959 amino acids)
Source: RefSeq, a predicted model, not a curated record
AUGUCUUCAACAUCAGUUUUAUCGAAGACGCUUCAGUCCAUCACCAGUACUAAGAUUCGCGAGUUGGAGAAGCAACGAACUCAGUACGAAAACCGCAAGGCCAAAAUCCUCCAAGAGGCCGAAGAACACAUCAACCAGGGCGACCGUAUCAGCUGCUUGCUUCGAGGGGUCAAGGAACUUUACGCAAAAGGACGCGACGACAAUCCUAGCAUCGACAAUAUCGACAACUUACUGGCUCAGUCCAAAUAUGACACGUCAGUGCCUCCGUCAAUGUUGCAGUCAUCUGAGGACCUGUUGAGGUCUAAGCUUGACGUACAAAGCCAUAAGCUUAGCAUGGCUCACUUGUACUCCCGACUUGUUACCGAGUGGAUCAAUCCUGGAAGUCCCAUGGAGGGUUCCGACGCCGCCAAAUUGUCAAAGGAGGACUCCUCUUUCGAGGUCAUCGACCAGGAACAAGAGCGUCUUCAGAACCUCCGUGACCAGUUCGAGAAGGUGGUGUUCACACCAUUGGAGACUGACGAGUCGGAGAUCAACGCGUAUCUGGCAAGUCUCUUCAAGACGAGGGAGAGUGAAAGGGCGCUUGAGGACGUGCGGCAACGGACCGCGCGAGCGAGCGUGGACUUUCUCAAGAGGCGGAACCCGUUCAACACGACCACGCUGAAGAUGUGCAUUGCCAGCCUCCUCCAGCAGGAUCUCUUAAGCGAUGAGAAACAGGCUAUCUUACGCGAGUUCGAGUCCAACAAUGUUGUUCUACGGGAGAUCGCGGACGUCCUUAACACAAGGUUCGUCGAUUUCGAGAACUGGGAGUGGGACGCCGGCGAGGAGGGAGUAUCGUACGUUCCGCGCCAGCAAGCCAACGGCAAGUACCGCAUUUGGAUGGACGAAGAUGUACUGCAGGCUAUCUUCAUUCACUGGGUCGGUAUCAACAGCUGCGUGAGCUUGAAGCGGACCCUCACAGACCUUGUUUCUCUGGACGGGACCGACCAAGUCUGGAGGUGGCACGCUGAGCCAUCCAUGACUGAGAGGCAGAUCCAGCGGCGAGCCUAUUAUCUCAGCGAACUUCCCACCCUGGUUCUUGAUGAAUCCUCGCAUUCAGCAACAACGAGAUGGCCUAGGGGAGGUACCAGGGGGCGCGGAAGAGGUGGAAGGGGAGCAUCUUUCCGGACUACCCAACGUCGACCUGCAAUCUCUGAUGAUACGGUUGCAGGUCUUCGCAGGAAGAAUUUCAUUGAUCACUUUUGCCUCGCCGCCCUGCCGAGCCAGGUAAACACGCUCAACGAGGAGAUGUACGACGAUGGAAGAAUGUCAGAAGAGGAGGACGACGAUGAUGUUUCCUCGUCUGAAUGGGGAAAGGCCAAGAAACCGGUCCUGAACAUCAAGCAAUUUCUUUUGCGCACGCUUGCAACUGAGACGAUGCUUCAUCAAGCGCUUGAUGGCACAGCUGCCGCGUUGCAGUCUGAUCUCAAGUGGUUCGGGGCCGGCCUGUCCCACACGUCAAUCUUUGCCGUCCUCCGCUUCUUUGGGUUCCCGGAUAACAUGCUUGCGUUCUACCGGAAGGUUCUUGAGAUGCCGGUGAACCUAGGCUCCAUUUCGUCUUCCGAGUCAGAGUCCACAUCAAACGCACCGCGCAUCAGGCGCAGGGGUAUGCCGAUGAGUCGAUCGCCAGCAAAACUCAUCGGCGAGUUGGUCUUGUUCGUGAUGGACUUUGCCGUCAACCAAGAGACAGGGCUACAACUAUACCGCCUGCAUGACGACCUUUGGGUUGCAGGCAGUCCUGCGGACACUGCUAGGGCAUGGGCUACCAUGCAGCACUUCGCCAAGGUUAUGGGGUUGGAGUUCAACAUGAAGAAGACUGGCUCGGUGUACUUGACCAAUGAAGGAGUUCCUCGAGAUGAAGCUCUUGAUGAGCAGUUGCCUAAGGGUCCUGUCAGCAUCGGCCACCUCGUGCUCGACCAUAAGGCUGGAAAGUGGAUCAUCGACCAGGCGAACGUCGCGGAGCACGUGAAGCAGCUUCAGAAACAACUUGCCGAGUGUCGAAGCAUCCUCGACUGGGUACGCACGUGGAACAGCUGCAUCGGCCGCUUUUUCGGUCAGGCGUUUGGAGAGCCGGCCUAUUGCUUGGGCAGGGAGCACGUGGAGAGCGUCUUACGAACCUACCAGAAGAUGCAGCACGACAUUUUUGCGCCAUAUUUAGCUGGCACCGGCGACGAGUCGAUUGCCGGCGCGGCGAACAGCCAACUCAGUGCAGUUCACUACAUCAAGUCCAAGAUCGAGCAGCGUUUUGGUGUCUCGGAUGUGUCGGACGCCUUCAUCUUCUUUCCCGACCAACUAGGUGGCUUGGGACUCCAAAACCAGUUCAUACCAUUUCUUAAGGUCCAGAAACACCUGUGUGGAAUAGGGGUAUCACCAGAAGAGAUGAUUCAGAGCUUUUUCGACCGAGAACGCAAUGACUACGAGGACAAGAAGAGCACCUUCAUGUCGAACAAGGCCACUGAGGCGCGUGAGCUAGGGGAUGAGCCCCUCAGCCGAUUCGACGCGCAAUUCCUCAGCCCAGAGGACUUGGAGACGUUCUUCACCUACGAUGAAUUCACCAAAAACAGAAGUACCACGAGCAGUCACUUGAAAGAACUCUACGAGCGUGUUCAGGGGACCCCAGCCGUGCUCGGCCCCAAGGCUGACCGGCAAGUUUAUCAGGCAUUGGAGGACUUGCCCAUCCAAUCGGCCAAUUUACGGUCUGAGCUGAGAUGGGUGGUCCAGAUGUAUCAUCAGGAGGCGAAAGAGCGAUUCGAUGGUCUUAGGCUCAUUGAGGAGCGAUUCCUGCCGCUGGGUGUCGUUGACAUGAUGAGGCAGAAGGCCGUGAGAUGGGGUUUGGUUCUUUAA